Molecule: messenger RNA, 2267 nt
Organism: Linum tenue
Lineage: Eukaryota; Viridiplantae; Streptophyta; Magnoliopsida; Malpighiales; Linaceae
Source: the annotation of a GenBank genome assembly
UUAAUUAUCUGUCGCGGGAAUUGUUAUCACUAUAUAUUAAAAAGCAAUAACAAAUUAACAACUAUUUUAUUUGCCUCUAAUCUAAAUAGUUUAUUCUCUACAUCCGAUAAAAAAACGAGCCAAGACUUUAGAAGGCAAUAAAUAAUUUACUUUCAUUGAUAUUAAUAUAUAAAAAAAACUUAAAUUAUCAGCGACAGUUUUUUUAACUUUUAUAAGUAAUAGUGCUCUUACUGGGUGUUUUAAUAAAAUAAUAAUAAUAAUAAUAAUAAUAAUUCUCCGGCCAACACCCUCAGGCCUUUAGUCUCGUCUCCUCUCCAUCCGACCAAAACACCCUUCUCCUCCGACCUCCGGCGCCGCUUUCUUUUCUCCCAGCUCGAUUUUCAUCCAAUCCAAUACCUAUCUGAAGGCCGCGCAGCAGCUACUACGUCAGCGUCCCGCCUAUCGGUUGCGUUGUUUUAACCCUAACAUUUUUUUUCCUGUCAAGAAAGUAGAAUCCGUAAUAGCUUUCGAUUGGCCAACGGGGUCGUCGUGGUAGCUCUUCCACCAUAAACCGGCCCCUCCAGUUCUCAAUCUGUUUUGGAAUAGAGCUUUAUUUGAUCGACGCCGCCGAUUCUGUUAUCAACAGGUCAUUGUGAUCUUUUGCUUCAAAGUUCAGCCAAAUUGAGCUGCAACCUUUUUGUUUCUCUUAUUUACCUUUGCUUGGGUUUAGCAGGUGGCGUAUCUGAAGGUGCCUAGCUAUCAGCUGCUCAUUCAGUCUUGCGGUUACUGAAGACUUGUCUCCACAUUGGUGACUUAUGGGUCCUUUGCCUGAUAACACUGCCGAUGGAUCAGUGACCAACAUGGAGCAGUUUCUUUGCGAACGAUUAGUUGACCCCUCCCAGCCAAUAUCUGAAAGGUUCAGGGUCCUCUUUUCGCUUCGUAACCUCAAAGGCCCCGGACCUCGGGCUGCUCUUAUUCGAGCAACAAGGGACUCCUCUAAUUUGUUGGCACACGAGGCUGCAUUUGCAUUAGGCCAAAUGCAGGACUCUGAGGCUAUCCCAGCUCUGGAAGCAGUUCUAAAUGAUCUCUCUUUGCACCCAAUUGUUCGCCAUGAGGUGGCUGCAGAAGCCCUUGGUGCAAUUGGGUUGGAGAGUAAUAUACCACUUCUGAAGAGAAGUUUGGUUGUAGAUCCAGCUCAGGAGGUCAGAGAAACUUGUGAACUGGCUCUCAACAGAAUUCAGGAGAUGAAUGCUGCAAAUGGCGGUGAUCAAUCAGCCGCAAUGGAUAAGUCCCCCUUUUUGUCAGUUGAUCCAGCUGCACCAGCAUCCUCUUGUUCUUCUGUCAAUGAGCUCAGGGAAGUUCUUCUUGACGAGGAAAAAGCUAUGUAUGAACGAUAUGGGGCUCUUUUUGCACUCCGUAACCAUGGUGGAGAUGAAGCUGUUUCUGCUAUAAUAGAUUCAUUACAGUCCAAGAGUGCCCUGCUUAAGCACGAGGUUGCCUAUGUUUUGGGCCAGUUACAAAACAAAGCUACUUCAGCUGCACUUAGCGCCGUACUUGGGGAUGAAAACGAACAUCCAAUGGUUAGACAUGAAGCUGCUGAAGCUCUUGGUUCGAUUGCUGAUGGUAAAAGCAUUGCACUUCUGGAGGAAUUCUCAAAGGACCCUGAGCCUAUCGUCUCACAGAGCUGUGAAGUCGCCCUAAGCAUGCUGGAAUACGAAAGAUCAGGAAAAUCUUUCGAGUACCUCUUCAUGCGAGAUCCACUAGCACAGGCUUAAACUAGUCAUGACUCUUCCUGCAAAUUUUCAAAGCUGCUAAACCUCAAAACAGUCGGUAGUCCUUGACUGAAGCAGUUUAUAGCUUUCAAUACACAACAGCAUCUAUCUUUUCUUGUCGAGAUGAUAUGUUGAUUUAAGUUUGAUAUGAACAGUCAAUACCAUGAACUCAUUAAUUUAUCUAAGCUUUACCAAAACUGUAAUACAAGCUAGAAUUGGAAGAAUCAGAUCCGAGAAGGCCCUAAAUUUGUUUUUCUGUUUGCUGUUCUUACUGUUCGUUCGCUCUACCCUUAAACACCAACUAUAAGAUUUUUUGCCUGGAUGGAUGAGUUUUUCCAUGGCUGGAUGAGUGAACUGAAAAGAGAAGGGCCAAGUGACCGAUUGCUCAAAAUCUAAUUAUUUUAUCAACAAUAUUGUAGUUGAUUAGCACUCUGGUCUCUGUAACGUUUCUUUGUUGGAAGUGUUUUUGUUCGAGUCUCCUGUACCAUACCAGAAUUAGUUACCUAAAUAACAAGG